Molecule: messenger RNA, 381 nt
Organism: Trametes versicolor FP-101664 SS1
Lineage: Eukaryota; Fungi; Basidiomycota; Agaricomycetes; Polyporales; Polyporaceae
Exons: 5
Coding region: 1-381 (126 amino acids)
Source: RefSeq, a predicted model, not a curated record
AUGCAGUCGCAAACCAACUCUCAGCCUUGGAACGUGCCUUCGGAUGUUCAGAGCUUGCCGUCCGUCGACGAUCGCUCCACCGUCGCACGCCCAUCUACCGUCAAGCGCAUUAUUAGGCGCAUGGGUCUGUCGAACACAGACGGCGAACACCUAUCCCAUCUUCAAGGUUCCUCCAGUUCGCGUAGCUCCGGCAGUCUCGCGAAAAGCUUCGCGUCAAAUUCCGCACGAACGGUCGACAGCUAUCGCCCAGCCGGUCUCUUCACGCGUAUGCUGGAGGGGCGGUCAUCUCGGGAGGAGCUGCCCGACGUCGCCGACAUGCUAGAGGACGACAAUUUGGCAUGGGGAGUGCCGGCCAAGUCGGCCAAGCCCCGUCGGCGGUAG